CCCUGAGCGCUGCGCCUGCCGCCAGUUCGGAGGGGCCGGGAGGGACCGGGAAGGGGACGGGGAAGGGACUGGGAACGGGAACGAGAAGGGGAACCGGUGAGUCAGGACAGGACGGGACGGGACCGGCGGGCACCUGCCGAGCGCCCCCUUUGCGCGCCCUUUGCGCCCCUUUCCGUCCCGUCUGGCCCCGUCGCGCCCCGCGAUGCGGAGCCCGGCGAAGCGGAGCCCCGCCGUCCUCCUGCUGCUGCCGCUGCUGGCCGGGCUGGGGGUGGCCCUGGCCCCCGAUUCCCCCCAGGGCUGUGCCCGCGGCAGCUGCUACCCGGCCACCGGGGACCUGCUGGUGGGACGAGCAGCCCGCCUGAGUGCCACCUCCACCUGCGGGCUGCGCCGGCCCCAGCCCUACUGCAUCGUCAGCCACCUCCAGGAGGAGAAAAAGUGCUUCAUCUGCGACUCCCGGCGGCCCUACGAUGCCCGCACCAACACCAACAGCCACCGCAUCGAGAAUGUGGUCACCAGCUUUGCCCCUCGCCCCAAGAAAGCCUGGUGGCAGUCAGAGAACGGUGUGGAGCAUGUCAGCAUCCAGCUGGACCUGGAGGCCGAGUUCCACUUCACCCAUCUCAUCAUGACUUUCAAGACCUUCCGCCCCGCGGCCAUGCUGGUGGAGCGCUCAGCUGACUUUGGGCACACCUGGAAGGUGUAUCGCUACUUUGCCUACGACUGCGCUGCUUCCUUUCCCCACGUCCCCCACGGGCCCCCGCGCCGCAUCGAUGAUGUCGUCUGCGAGUCCCGCUACUCUGACAUCGAGCCCUCCACUGAGGGGGAGGUCAUCUACCGGGUGCUGGACCCUGCCAUUCCUAUCCGGGACCCCUACAGCCCUGCCAUCCAAAACCUGCUGCGUGUCACCAACCUGCGUGUGAACCUCACCAAGCUGCACACGCUGGGGGACAACCUGCUGGACUCACGGCGGGAGAUCCGGGAGAAGUACUACUACCGCGCGCUCUAUGAGCUGGUGAUGCGCGGGAACUGCUUCUGCUACGGGCACGCCUCUGAGUGCGCCCCGCUCAGCGGGGCCCCUGCCACCACCGAUGGCAUGGUGCACGGGCGCUGUGUCUGCAAACACCACACGCAGGGGCUGAACUGCGAGCGCUGCGAGGAUUUCUACCAAGACCUGCCCUGGCGCCCGGCCGAGGGCUCCAGCACCAACGCCUGUCGCCGCUGUGACUGCAACGAGCACUCACGGCGGUGCCACUUUGACAUGGCUGUGUUCCUGGCCACGGGGAACACCAGUGGGGGUGUGUGUGAUGGCUGCCAGCACAACACCAUGGGCCGUCGCUGUCACCUCUGCAAGCCCUUCUACUACAAGGACCCCACCAAGGACCUGCGGGACCCUGCGGUGUGCCGAGCCUGCAACUGUGAUCCUGAGGGUUCUCUGGAUGGUGGGCUGUGUGACGGUGCUGAUGACCCAGCCAGGGGCCUGAUUGCGGGGCAGUGCCGCUGCAAGGAGCACGUGGCUGGUCCCCGCUGCGACCGCUGCAAAUCCGGCUUCUUCGGCCUCAGCGCCGACAACCCACAAGGCUGCCGGAGGUGCCAAUGUGACCCCCGUGGCACGGCGGCUGAUGGCAGCCGCUGUGACCCUGUCAGUGGGGAGUGCUUCUGCAAGCGGCUGGUGACCGGGCGCAGCUGCAGCCAGUGCCUGCCCGAGCACUGGGGACUGAGCCACGACCUCCCAGGCUGCCGGCCCUGUGACUGCGAUGUGGGAGGUGCCCGCAACAACCUGUGUGCCAUGGGGACAGGGCAGUGCCAGUGCCGCAGCCAUGUGAUAGGACGACAGUGUGAACAGGUGGAGACUGGUUUCUACCGCAUCAACCUGGAUCAUUACACCUAUGAGGCGGAGGAUGCACGGCUGCAUCAGGGCUCAGUGGUGGAGCGUGAGCCACCCCCAGACCGUCCAGCUUCCUGGACAGGGACAGGCUUUGCCCGCAUGUUGGAAGGUGGCUGGGUGGAGUUCCACGUGAGUGAUGUGCCUUUCUCCACCGAGUAUGAUGUGGUCAUCCGCCAUGAGCCACAGCACCCAGAGGCCUGGCAGGAGGUGAGGCUGAAGGUGCUACGCCCCAGCCCCGUCUCCGCCAGCAGCCCUUGUGGAAACACCAUCCCUGCCGAUGACCAGCUCUCCACCAGCCUCCCCUCUGGUGCCAGGUAUGUGGUGCUGUCCCAGCCCAUCUGUCUGGAGCAGGGUGUCUCCUACACGCUCCGCCUGGAACUGGGCUGUGCUGCUGCUCAUCAGGAUCCCACUGCCAGUGUGCUCAUCGAUUCGCUGGUGCUCCUGCCCCGUUACUCCUCACUGGAGAUGUUCAUUGCGGGUGACCCCGGCUCCAUGGAGCGCCGGGAAACCUUUGAGCAGUACCACUGUGCCCAGCCUUUCCACGCUGCGGGGCCCUCGCCUGUGGCUGAGCCUUGCUCCAGCCUCCUGCACAGCCUCUCGGCCAUCCUGCACGAUGGGGCGCUGUCCUGCCUCUGCGAUCCCCAGGGCUCGCUCAGUGCCGAGUGCCAGCCCCAGGGCGGGCAGUGCCAGUGCAAACCCAAUGUCAUGGGACGGCGCUGUCAUCGCUGUUCUCCGGGAACCUUUGGCUUUGGGCCUGGCGGGUGCCGACCAUGCCAGUGCAGCCGUGAGGGUUCAGUGAGCACCAUCUGCGAUAGCACCACUGGGCAGUGCCCCUGCCGUGAAGGCACCCAUGGCCCACGUUGUGACCGCUGCCAGCCCGGCCACUGGGGCUUCCCUGUGUGCCGGCCCUGCCAGUGCAACGGGCACGCUGAGAGCUGUGACCCUCGGACAGGCAGCUGCCUGCGCUGCCGUGACCACACGGAUGGAGAAAGGUGCCAGAGGUGUGCAGCUGGACACUUUGGGAACCCAGCGCUUGGCUCUGGGCAGCACUGCCGGCCCUGCCCCUGUCCUGAGGGACCCAGCACCCCCCGCCACUUCGCUGCCUCCUGCUACCAAGACAGCCACUCCCAGCAGGUCGUCUGCCACUGCAGCCCUGGGUACACAGGUUCCCGCUGUGAUGAGUGUGCCCCUGGGUACUAUGGGGACCCUCUGCAGGGCGGGCGCUGCCUGCCCUGCCAGUGCCACGAUAACAUCGAUGUGACGGACCCGGAGGCGUGUGACCGGCGCACAGGGCAGUGCCUGCGCUGCCUCUACAACACCGCAGGGCCCCACUGCGCCGAGUGCCAGCCCGGCUUCUACGGGGAUGCCACACGACACAGCUGCAGGCGUUGCUCCUGCAACCCCCUGGGCACUGAUGCCAGCACCUGUGGGCCCCAGCAGUGCCACUGUGACAGGCAGAGUGGGCAGUGCCACUGCCUGCCCCAUGUGGAGGGCCAGAGCUGUGACCGCUGCAGCCCCAACUACUGGAACCUGGCCAGUGGGCAAGGCUGCCAGCCUUGUGCCUGCCACCCCCAGCACUCCCUGACACCCACCUGCAACCAGUUCACAGGGCAGUGUUCCUGCCGGCCAGGCUUUGGUGGCCGCACUUGCACCGACUGCCAGGAGCACCACUGGGGUGACCCGCGGCAGCAGUGCCGAGCCUGUGACUGUGACCCCCAUGGCAUAGCCAGUGCCCAGUGCCACCGCAGCAGCGGCCACUGUGACUGCCGGCCUGGCAUCUCUGGAGUCCGCUGUGACCAGUGUGCCCGGGGCUUUGCUGGAACCUUCCCUGCCUGCCAGCCCUGCCACCCCUGCUUUGGGGACUGGGACCGUGUGGUGCAGGAUCUGGCCGCCCGUGCCCGAGCACUGGCAGAGCGGGCCAGCCUCCUGCAGCACACCGGGGCUGCCGGCGCCUUCGAGGGCACCUUCCGGCAACUGGAGGAGAAACUGGCCACUGUACGUGACGUGGUGGCCACCCGCAACACCACUGCUGCCACUGCUGCCCACCUGACACACACCAUGGAGGGGCUGCGGCGGCAGAUUGAAGAGGCAACUGAGAGGCUGACACGGGUGGAAGGGGAGCUGACGGCUGCUCAGGAUGCCAACUUCAAUGCCAGCCACGUGCUGAACACUGUGGACCGGGGCGCCCGCGCCCUCAACCACAGCCUGCAGGACUUGGAACAGCGGCUACACACCCUCAAGACCUCCAAUUUCCUUGGUGCCUAUGACAGUAUCCGUCAGUCCUAUCAGGAGUCACAGGAGGCCGAGCGCCGGGCGGACGCCUCCACCCGCGCCGUGCCCAGCCCUGUCAGUGCCUCGGCAGGCACUCGGCAGCGCACUGAGCAGCUCCUGGCCAGCCACAGGGAUGGCUUCAACCGCCACAACGCAGCCAGCCGGCGGGCACUGAUGGACCUGGCAGCAAGGGCACAGGCACUGAGCCUGCAGCCGCUCAACGAGAAGGUCUGCGGUGUGGUGGGAGAUGUGCCCUGUGCUGAGAGCCCUUGUGGGGGUGCCGGGUGCCAGGAUGAGGAUGGGAGACGACGCUGUGGUGGUCUGAGCUGUGGUGGAGCCGUGUCCAAGGCUGACAGUGCUCUGGACCGGGCACGCCAUGCCCAGGAGGAGCUGCGUCAGGCUGCCAGCGACAUGGCCCAGCUCUCCCACAAGGUGGCCGAGGCCAAGGGGAAGGCAGAUGAGGCCCGGUUGCGAGCACAGGCAGCCCUGGACAAGGCGAACCGGACCAGGGCCCGUGUGGAGAGCUCCAACAAGGAGCUGAGGGAGCUAAUCAGCCAUGUCAAGGCCUUCCUGAGCCAGGAGGGGGCUGAUCCUGAGAGCAUUGAGGUGGUAGCCAGUCGGGUACUGGAGCUGUCACUCCCCGCCGCACCGGACCAGAUCCACCGCCUGGCCGAGGAGAUCAAGACGCGGGUGCGCAGUCUGGCCAGCGUGGAUGCCAUUCUGGAGCAGACAGCCAGUGACGUGCAGCAGGCUGGGCAGCUGCUGCAGGAUGCCCAGCGGGCCAGGGCUCGGGCAGAGGGAGUGCGGGGCACGGCCGAGGCCGUGCGGCAGGCGCUGGAGGAGGCACGGCAAGCCCAGGGCAUGGCUGAGCGGGCGCUGCAGCAGGCUGCUGGUGACAUCCAGCACAGCGAGAGUGCCCUUGGCAUGAUGCAGACCCAGACAGGAAGUGCAGAGCAGCAGCUGGCAGGUGCCAUGGAGCAGAUCGGGCUCCUGGACAGGCAGACUGAUGCCCUGAAGGUGAAACGUGCAAACAACAGCCUGGCAGCCACCCGUGCCCAGGAGGCAGCCAGCACUGCGCGGGACCGGGCCGGCGAGGCCAAGCAGGUGCUGGACGGGCCACUUCGGGACCGGUACCGGACAGCACAGGAGCUGGUGGAGCACCGGGCGCAGGGCGUGCAGCAGGCGGGCAGCCGGGCACAGCAGCUGCGAGAGGAGGCCGCGGGGCUGCUGCAGGACGCCCAGGGCAAACUGCAGCGGCUGCGAGCGCUGGAGGAGGAGUACGAGCGGAACGAGCGGGUGCUGGAUGCCAAAGCGGCCCAGCUGGGCGGGCUGGAGGCCAGAAUGAGGGAGGUGCUGGCCACCAUCAACCAGCAGGUCCAGAUCUACAACACCUGCCAGUGAUGCCCGGAGGGGCCUGGACCCCCCGGAGCACCCAGCCUCCUGCCGCCCGGCCUCCGCCUGCCCUGCAGCGGCAGGCGGGAUGGGCGCUGCAGGGUACCCCGUGUGAAUAAAGUUGCAGAGCAAAUCUCGCCUCCGCCC
Messenger RNA from Camarhynchus parvulus, 5692 nucleotides. It is a transcript of the gene LAMB2, whose product is annotated as laminin subunit beta 2. Gene Ontology annotation, cellular component: basement membrane. The record is from RefSeq and is a predicted model, not a curated record. Gene Ontology annotation, biological process: axon guidance. Lineage: Eukaryota; Metazoa; Chordata; Aves; Passeriformes; Thraupidae.